CACUAUACGUUGUAUUUAUCAUGAACUAAUGCUGAAAGGUUUGUUUGGUUCAGAGGUUUCUGAGCAGCGGCAUCCACAAGUCACCAAAUUACCAACUUUUUACCACUUGUUUUGCCAUUGCGUCAAGCAGACGAAAAAGUUCAGUUUGGAGUGUUGAAGUUGUCCAUCCUGACGAAGCUGUUCAACGAGAGACGAAGCCACAACCAUGGCAAUGGGCAAGUUUGUCCCGAUCGACGGCCUUAUAUUCAAGUGGAUGCUUACCAUUUCUAUCGUGUUGAUGAUGGCCGUAAGUACAGUUAGCGACUGUCCAACGGACUUAGACGUCAACACAAACAAUUUUGGUCAGCCAACUGGCAGGAGUGUUGAGUUCGAAGAAGCUGUCAAUCAAACAUGCAACCCUGGGCCUAAUACCUUAUUCGUAAUCGGCAGCAACACUGUGACGUGCAUGGACGAUGAUGGCGAAUGCUCUUUCACGAUUGUUGUACAUGACAUAGCGCCCCCUGUAUUCACCUGCCCUCGAACAAUACAGAAACAAAUCAGCUACGACCUGUUGCAGCCCAACAAAAUGGCAACCGUUGUAGUCAUUUGGGACUCACCAAUGGCCGUCGACAACACAGGCGAGCCGACCGUGACGUCAACACACGAGCCGGGCGACGAGUUUUCCAUUGGCUCGACAGAGGUGGUAUACACGGCAAUCGACUUGGCUGGUAACUUGGCUAUGUGCACCUUUGCUGUCGAAGUGAUGACUGCUGGUAAAUAUACACCGCCGGCAGAUAUAAUCUUCGUCUACAAUAGUGGUGACAAUUGUCUCUCAGUCACAUGGCCGGAACCAGCAGAUAAUGCAACAACGGACUACUCAAUUUAUUAUUAUAAAGAGGGUGAAAGAAAAAAUUCACAAGAACGCGUUAUCGUACCCAGUGGCUCGAGCACGUAUAUGUACGAGGAGUUGUGUAAUCUGCGAGCUGGUCAGUUGUAUAUUGUCGAGGUUGAGAACCUUGUGAACGGAAAGCUCCUAACUGCAAUGGCACCUCGUUUUACGAAGCCAUUGCCCCCUACAGACUUGAAGGCGCUAUGGGGUACAACGUCACCUUCUUCGUUGGUACUCUCUUGGAGUCGAAGUGAGCAAACAGUGGACCAGUACGAGGUGACGACUCCGGGAAACAGGGUGCAGUAUGUGGCCAGUACCACAAACAGAGUUGAGGUGGACAGUUUGAGACCGGGGACCUCUUACCAAAUGACCGUAAGGUCAGUUGUUGGUACGGGGGACAGACUCGGUUACAGUGAGGCCACAUCCGCACUAAUAACCUCAGCUGCUAUUCGGGAGUCUGACCUCAUCGCAUACAACUACACCGAGUCGACUAUCAGGGUAGUGUGGACAGCCGUCAGUAAAAGCAGCGAUGAACUGAACCCAUACAUGCUGACCAUCGAGCCACAAGAUGCCGUGGAGAACUUUCGUACAGUGUUUCACAACUUCAAUGAGGCUCAGUUUACUGGUCUCAAGCCAAACACCAACUACCGCAUCCAGUUAUUGAGCAAUCUCGGGUUCCACCUUGAAACCACCCAAACGACCAGGCCAGGAAGGGUUAGAAACUUACGAGCAGUUAGCGUACUUGAGGAUUUUAUCACAAUUUCAUGGGAUCCGCCAACAGAGGGCGACGUAGACUCAUAUGACGUUUCAAUAUCGCCCGGCAACCAGUCCGAACCUACCAAUAUGAUGGGAACGAGUUUUGAAUUUAGCAGUCUGGUUAACGAGACCGAAUAUUUCAUUACCGUGGUAUCCUUGUACAACGACAUGAAGAGCAACCCAAAGACUAUACUGGUUACCACAGGAGUGACCAAACCUGUUCCAACAGAUCCACUUAAAUAUGUCACAUUGGCGGUCGGGUGUGUCCUUGGUGUCCUUGUUGUGAUACAGUUGAUUGUCAUCGUCAUUAUAUACUGGAAGUACCGAGUAAUCUGCAAGAAAACCUCGUUGAAUUCCCACGCAUACCAUGAUACUGACACCGUACGAGGGGAUAACAAAUAUGAUGAUACUGACACCGCUCGAGGGAAUGACGGUGAAGAAUAUGAAAAUACAAUGAUUGGUCCAGUAUCCAGACUUCGAUGAGCCCAUUCUACUGCAAACAACUAUCCGUUGGCAAUGUUAUGCAACAUAAGACCCAUACAGACUGUUGAAUUACAUCUACUUUAUUCUUACCUAUUGUAAACGUCACUUAAAUUCGCCCUAAACAAUUUGAUGAAUUCAGCAGUAAAAAUACUCGCAGUGACAGAAGCUAAAGAUGCUUAGGUUUUGUAAUGAGAAUGAAAAUUAAGUUCUGACUGUUUUUAAAAUAAGAUUAAUUUGCCACCC
Molecule: messenger RNA, 2350 nt
Organism: Asterias rubens (European starfish)
Lineage: Eukaryota; Metazoa; Echinodermata; Asteroidea; Forcipulatida; Asteriidae
Product: hyalin-like
Exons: 13
Coding region: 206-2107 (633 amino acids)
Molecular function (GO): protein binding
Source: RefSeq, a predicted model, not a curated record